Molecule: messenger RNA, 1719 nt
Organism: Neocloeon triangulifer
Lineage: Eukaryota; Metazoa; Arthropoda; Insecta; Ephemeroptera; Baetidae
Product: RCC1-like G exchanging factor-like protein
Exons: 7
Coding region: 248-1636 (462 amino acids)
Source: RefSeq, a predicted model, not a curated record
CCUGAUUGUGAGUGAUUGUGAGUCGUGAGUCCUGAUUUUGUUUUUGUUGCCCGAUUUCAUUGCGAUUUUUGUUGUCUGUCGAUUUUGAGCCAGGAAAAGUGACCCCUUUUAUGUCAUAUUAUUGAAAUCCGCGACGGUGUUGAGUGAAAACCGGCUUCUCGCUUCAUCAUUGAACUAAUCUCGAACAAGUUGCACGCGUUUCCAGGCUGUGAAGUACUUUUUUUAGUGAAAAUCGUCGAAACGAAAAAUGUCUCAAUGCUGUGCCGGCGUUUUGAGAACGAAUUUGUGCACCACCAGCCUGAACUUCACAAUUUCGAGACAUUUCGGACGGAUUGUGAAAAGAUUUCCACUCUAUCCCGACGACAAACCAAUUGAAUCCAUCCCUGAGUAUGCGUAUGGAAAACCGAACAAGGACAAACGGCAACUGUUUGCCUGGGGCCUGAGCGAGCACGGUGGCCUGGGCAUCCUCAGGCAGUUCAGGAAAGGGUCAAGAAGUCGUCAGACGGCCCCAAAAUACCUUCACAGGCCAUGCAGGGCUCAAUUCGGAGACUUGAAUAGGGUGACUGAUGUUGCGUGUGGUUUUGGAUUCACACUGUUCUCCGUUUGUACGAAUAGCAGUUUAAAAGUCUACGGCUCGGGCAUAAACACAGACUCUCAAUUAGGUUACCAGUGCCAAAGAAAAGAGGCGCCCCUCGAGCUGCUUUUGUCUCCAGUUCCGAUCCGCCUCCCCAUCGAAGCGAAGGAGCACGUGGCCGUUGUGGCCGCCGGCAGGGCGCACUCGCUCGUCCUGGUGGAGAAGGAAAAGGGCAAGGGCGGUCGCGUCCUCGCCUUUGGCAACAACUCGUACGGCCAGUGCGGACGCGCCGUGGAGGAGGGUGAGCAGUACCUGGGCAGCCACAGGGUCAACUGCAUCGACGGGGUGGGCGACGCGGCCGUCAGAAGCGUCUCCUGCGGACAAGACCACAGCCUCUUCAUCAACGCAAAGGGCGAGCUCUUCGCCUGCGGGUGGGGAGACGACGGACAGACUGGACAGAGCGCCCCUGGCAAGCUCGGACGACCUUCCAAGGUCAAAGGAGCCUUGGAAGGGGUCGACGUCCUCAAGGCUGUCAGCUCGGGCGACUGCAACUUGGCAAUUAAUGAUUCUGGUGAUCUCUUUGGCUGGGGCAACUCUGAAUAUGGCCAACUUCUGCAACCCAACACAACCCAAGUUUAUUCACCAAUAAAAUUGGACUUGCAAGAAGUAGGACCGGUUAUCGAUGUUGCUGCCGGAGGAUCGUUUUGCGCCGUUUUAAAUGAAAAGAAUCAGAUCUGGGUUUGGGGCUUUGGCUUGCUGGGACUUGGGCCCAAAGUCGUACAGAUUGGUAAGCCGCAGAUGAUUCCGGAGACUCUUCUCGGCCAGUCUGAUUUUGCCUGGAGAAAAACAAGGAUAACGUCAAUACAAGCUGGACUUUUUCACCUGGCAGCUGUUUCUGCCGAAGGAGACCUUUUCACUUGGGGUCGCAAUAAGGAGGGGUGUCUUGGCUUGGGUCACACCAGAGACCAGCCGUUUCCUUUAAGAGUCGCAAUUGGCGCAUCGGUCUUGAAGGUCUCUUGUGGAGUUGACCAUAUGGCCGCGGUCUGCAAACCCUUUUUCUGAUACAAUAUAAAUAAAAAAAUAGGCAAAUAAUAAAUUUAUUGAAGCAAAUAUAAUGAAGAACAAAUUUAAAAUUAUUUAAAUUU